GGACAAUACAAAAAAUUCAAGGCGUUACAACUGAUUUGAUGCCAUGGAUAGAAUCUCAGAGUUGCCUGAUUUUAUUGUUCAUAAGAUCAUGUCUCACCUCUCACCAAAAAAGGUAGCUCAAACUAGUAUUUUGUCAAAGAGAUGGAAUUAUUUGCAGACAUCAUUCCCUAUUCUGGAAUUUAAUCAAAAUCACUUCAUGCGAAAAGGCGUGCCAUUUUCCGAUUACAGAGCUUUGUUGGAUGGCCUUCUUUGGAGUUGUUGUCCGUGGACUUUGCAUGUGACAGCAACUGGGGAAGAUGAGCACAAAUUCCUUCAGUGGCUAUAUGAGGAACUGAGGAAUAGAUGUGUAAACUGCUGCAAUUCUCAUAAUAUCAAGUGUUGGCGACAUUACUUGAAAGAUGUAAAGAUCCUGAGCACCUUGCCAAUGGAAGAUUGUAGGAGGAAAAACCGGAAGCUGCUUAAUAGAGAUGAUGAUGAUCUACGCGAUGUUUGGCCUAUCAAUCGACAUGUAAUUAUGUGCUUUGAUCUUGAUUGGGUUCAAUAAACAAGCUCAAGUUUUUUGCUUUAUUUUGGCUUUGAAUGUUGAUGGCAAUUCCGUGUG
Molecule: messenger RNA, 601 nt
Organism: Pistacia vera
Lineage: Eukaryota; Viridiplantae; Streptophyta; Magnoliopsida; Sapindales; Anacardiaceae
Exons: 4
Coding region: 44-544 (166 amino acids)
Molecular function (GO): protein binding
Source: RefSeq, a predicted model, not a curated record